Lodderomyces orthopsilosis Co 90-125 is the source of this 2325-nucleotide messenger RNA. RefSeq names its product alkaline-responsive transcriptional regulator (gene RIM101). Gene Ontology annotation, cellular component: nucleus. The transcript has a single exon. Gene Ontology annotation, biological process: positive regulation of transcription by RNA polymerase II. Lineage: Eukaryota; Fungi; Ascomycota; Pichiomycetes; Serinales; Debaryomycetaceae. The record is from RefSeq and is a predicted model, not a curated record. Bases 1 to 2325 code for a protein of 774 amino acids.
AUGAAUUACAACGUACAUCCUGUCUCAUACUUGAAUGCAGACAGUUAUAACAAUAACAACAGUAACGGCAACAACGGAGCAGAUAAAUCCUCCCAACAGCAACCUUUUUUACAAUCACAGCAAGUUUCUAGUAUCUCACAACAACUGUCUCGUGGUAACAGUAUCACCAAGAAAUCACCAUCAACUGAUUUAGAAAUGGAUAAUGUUACAUCUCCGUCAUCAAUAACUUCGUCCCAUUCACCAAGAACUAAUCAUGCUAAUGGGUCACCUCAUUCUUCAUUUACUUCACAUUCUUUAGCUAAUUCACCUAUGGAUGAUGCAAAGAGUAGACAACCAAUCUCAAGCAAUGGUGAUGUGUUGGAUGUAAGUCAUGCAGAAGUUGCAACUACUAACAAUUCAACUUUACCUGCUUCUGGUAUUACUUCUUCAGGUGUUGCUAACUCAGCACCAUCAGUUUUGCCUCAACAGCCAACACAAUUACAUCCAAGUUUAAACCCACUUUACAAUAGUCAUGCUUUUUAUCACCAACAGCAGCAACAUCAACAGCAACAUCUUCAACAUCAACAGCAACAUCUUCAACAUCAACAACAACAACAACCGGCACAACUGUUCCAUCCCACUGGAGCUUAUCAAGAGUUGUCAGGUGACCACUACCAUCCAUCAUAUUUAAACAGUGGUGCAGUUUCCUCCCAACUAGUACCACAAUUGAAUGAUGCUAGAAUGAGCUCCGCCUUCAAUGCUUAUUCAGCUAAACCACCAAAAAAGACUUAUAAAAAAAUUACAGAAGCAGAUUUACGUGGUCCAUUCAAAUGUUUAUGGGGUGAAUGUAACAUCAUUUUUGAAUCUCCUGAAGCCUUGUAUGAUCAUUUAUGUGAUGAUCAUGUUGGUAGAAAAUCAUCAAAUAAUUUAAGUUUAACUUGUUAUUGGGAAAAAUGUGGAACAACCACAGUCAAAAGAGAUCAUAUCACUUCUCAUUUACGUGUUCAUGUUCCAUUAAAACCAUUCCAUUGUGAUUUAUGUCCCAAAUCUUUCAAGAGACCUCAAGAUUUGAAAAAACAUUCCAAGAUUCAUGCUGACGAUCAUCCAAAGAAGUUGAAGAAGGCUCAGAGACAAUUGUUGAAACAACAACAAAAGGAAGCUAAACAACAAUUGAAGUUGAAUAAAGCAAAUGGUGAUUUACCUUAUUUUGCUACUGUUGCUGGUGGCGCUCAUGGACAUGAUGAAGAAUCAAGAAAGAGAAGAUUUGAUAAUAAUUCUCAACAUAACAUGUAUGUUGUUAAUAGUAUAUUGAAUGAUUUCAAUUUCCAACAAGUUAACCAACAAAAUGGGGGAUACACUCAACAAGCUCAAGGACAAUUUUCCGAUGCAAAGAGAAUGAAGCCAAAUACUGAAUACAAUAUUGAUAUGUUUAACAGAUUGAAUCAUUUGGAUGAUCAAUUACACCAUGGACCACAUGGUAAUGCACAAUAUCAACAACAACAACAACAACAACAACAACAGCAGCAGCAACAACAACACCCACACCCAUCAUACACGCACACAGCAAACAAUAGUAACAUCUAUGAAGCCGAGAAAUUUUUCAACUCUUUGUCCAAUUCAAUCGAUAUGCAAUAUCAGAACUUGUCAUCACAAUAUCAACAACAGCAUGCUCAUGGCCAUGGAAGCCAGUCUGCUAGUGGUGCCAGCAAUAUCCAUACUGCAUCAUCACACCAACACUCAUCGCAUGUAUACCCUACUUUACCAGUAUUGCCAUCAACUUCAAUUAGUUCUAAAGAACAUGGUGCCGCUACUGCUGCUUCUACUUCUGGUGCAGUCAAUUCUGGUUCUACUGGAUACUUGUCUUCGUACCCACAAAUCAACAGACCAAUGGGAUAUAAUUUAUCCUACGGUCAACAACAACCACAUGCUAAUGGUUUAGAAUUUAAUGGUGUUUCAAUCUACCAAAAAGCAGGUCAAAAAUUGGACAAUGAAGAAGAAGAAGAGGGAUCCGAUGACGAAUCUGAUGACGUUUCCUCUGAUGAUUAUUCCGAAGAAGAAGAAAUUGAUUCAUUAUUUGAUAAAUUGAACUUGAAUGGUGGAGAAGCAGAUGAAGAAGACAAUGAUGAUGAUGAUGAUGAAGUUAUUGUUGAUGGAUAUAAUCUUAAAGAUGUCGCAAAGCACAGAGCUUUGAUUCAUCAUGUUGUUGAAGUAUUGAAACAACAAAUCAAGGAACAACAACAACAGUCGGAAAAGAAACAAGAUGAACAGCAAAAGCAGGUGGAUGAAUUGAAACGUGAUUCAAUUUAUGGAGAAAAGAAAUUGUAUCCAACCAUUACUGCUUUUUGA